This is a messenger RNA of Candidula unifasciata, 729 nucleotides long. Lineage: Eukaryota; Metazoa; Mollusca; Gastropoda; Stylommatophora; Geomitridae. The record is from the annotation of a GenBank genome assembly.
AUGAAUCGAUCGACCUCUCGAAUUAGUCUCAGUUACAUAGCCGCCCAAGCCACGAUGUCAGUUUGGACCAGCUCAGUGUUUUUUCUGUUAGUCCUCUUUCUGAUGAGAGUAAACCCCUCGACAGCGCCCGGGGAGUGUGGAGGUGUUUCUACAAAGGUGUUAGACUUCUUGGCCACAUUCAGUGGGAGAUAUUCCAACUGUAAACAGAAGGCAGAGGGACACUAUGAAUACGACUUGGUGCAAUCUAAAAUAAUACCUUUAGAAUUACCUUCGCUUAGUCAGGAGCCUUUCUUGUAUCUGGAGCAAGCAACAAAUGGCCGGGUUAACAUUCUAGCACUCGUGACAGUAACUGAAGAUAAGGAUGGCAUUUUAUUCAUGACGCCACACAUCUUCACUAACGGCACACAAUUCAAAUUCGAAGAAUACAAGAUUGAGUCUCUUUCAUCCCUGAAACCCGGCGAUAUCCAGACUUAUGAAGCAUGUAAAGCAGCUGUCCAACCACUUGAAAAUGGUGACUAUCUGAUUAACUUUCCGGACUGCAGUACCAACAUUAAAGGGCACAACCCAUCCUAUUCAAUUGUGACCAGUUGUGAAGUAGCUUACAUCAUAAUGCCAGCUGGCGGUCCUAUCAAGCCAGUCCCAGUUCCCUACAGGAUGCAGCGUUUUGGAAGCAGGUUUCCAGUGCCAGGUGCUGACAGUGAUUACGUUAACCCUUGCAAGAGAAAAUGA